ACGAUUUAUGCGCAGGAAGAGUCUAGUCCUCUAGACUGUGCGGACGUAUCACACAGGAGACCUUUUGCUCUCUGUUUCAGGCGAUACUUUCAACCCCUCGGGUGUUGUCAUUCAAUUAUGAUCGCAUAAUUCCUCAUUUUACUCACGAGCAGCCAUGUUGCGUAUGCUCGAAGCUCAAGCUCCGGCGAAGCAGACUGCUACCGAUACGAUCAGUACACUGAGCGGUCGCCUCACGAAUGGUACCCUUUUGGAAGACCGACGUGCCGCAAUCCUUGGCCUACGCAGCUUUGCGAAAGAUUAUCCUGCCUCAGUCGCGUCCGACGCACUCCGGCCACUGAUAGGAUGUUUAGUCAAAGACUCGGAGGACAUAGAUACUACGAAAGUAGUCCUUGAGACACUGUUAGCUCUCUUUGAGCCUAGUGAGACAAGUCUCGAAGCUUCAGAAGACAUAGCACUUUGGCUUGCCGACGAGUUCUCUCAGCGACAAGACAACACCACGAUACUCCUUGAUCUCCUCGAUAAACCUGAUUUCUACUCCCGCUUUUACUCUCUAAGACUCCUCCAAGCCAUCUUUACCUCACGCGAGGAAAGGACCCAGGAAUCCAUAUUGACAGCACCAUUGGGUACUACACGGCUCGUCGCGACCUUAGAUGAUCCUCGAGAUGGUAUACGCAAUACCGGCUUACGGCUACUAUGUGGCCUAACGGAGACUUCACCUGAGCUUCAAAAGCUGGUCGCGUUUGAGAAUGCAUUUGACAGGAUAUUUGCUCUGAUGGAAGCUGAUGGAUCCUUAUUACAAGGAGGAAUCGUGGUUCAAGACUGCCUGACACUUCUGCAUAAUUUGAUACGUGAUAACACUGCAAAUCAGUCUUUAUUUCGCGAGUCUGGAGGCAUUGCACAACUGUCCUCGAUUCUCCCCGGUGGACCUAAAAAGAAAACCUCGUCGUUGUCCCUCAGUCCCGAGGGCGAAUGGAUGAGUCCUGAAAGUAGCAAAAAUGUAUGGGGGCUGCUGUCCAUCAUGCGACUGUUCCUUAUCCCUGGAAGCAUCAGCACGCAACCCAAUCAACUUGCUUUCCAUAAGCAUGGUAUCACUCAACAGGUUCUGGAACUCGCUUUCGACAAGUCUAGCACUCUUGCUACGCGCGCUGAGGCUCUGAAUACUUGCGCUGACAUUAUACGUGGGAAUGCUAGGCUUCAAGAAGGCUUUGGCCAAUACCAAGUAACUCCAAUUAUGGAGAAUGAGCACCCGACUAAUGGUGCUGCAUCGCCCGUGGUCACUCCAAAACUCUACGUCAUCGAAGCAUUGCUUGAAUUAGCUCUAUUAACGACUUCAAACAGUCUCUUUGGGGCUCGUUUCGCUGCGUGCGAAUGUAUAAAGGCUUAUUUCCACAAUCACCAUACUAUUAAGCUGCAUUUCCUGCAAAGAGCUGUGUCCGGCCAUACAUCUGGAGAAUAUGAGCCAGCUAAUGUAUUGAGUACUUUAGUCAGUGGUCCAUCAGCUUCGAAAGAUCCGUAUCGGGUGUGGUUUGCAGCCGUGCUAGUUCUGCAUCUCAUCUACGACGACUUGGAAGCUAAGAACAUUGUUAUGAACGUGGUCGAAGGCAAUGCUGAGAAUGGUGAAGAGGUGGUUACCUACAUUCAGACACUCGCGGGUCAUAUGGUCACUGCUCUAAAAAGUAACGACAACGAACGCGUGUGUGUAGCUUACUUGAUGUUACUCUCAGGCUGGCUCUUCGAAGCUGCCCCAGCCGUCGACGAUUUCCUCAACGAGGGAAGCACGUUGCAAACCUUGAUUCAAACAGCAUCUCGAAUAGCACCUGAUAAUGUCGUCCGCCGGGGGCUGUGUGCGUGCUUGUUGGGAACGAUAUAUGAAUUUUCUACUAAGGAUUCGCCAAUCGCUAGACGGGACCUCCAACCUGUCCUGACUUCGCGUCUCGGUAGGGAGCGGUAUUUAUCGGCGGUUAAUGGUCUACGGAAACAUCCUCUGAUUCGCGACUUCGAAGUGCUCCCAAUGAGCACGUUGAAGGAUUCAAAUGGAACGCCCACAGUACUGUUCGAUACUACUUUUGUGGAGUUUCUCAAAGAUAAUUUCAGUCGCUUAGCUCGCGCCAUUGACCGUGAUCCCGGGUUGGAAGUUCAUAUCACGCACAAUGGCGUUGAUCGGGACCUAGUCGAUGUAUUGAGAAGUCAACUCGAAGAAAAGAACCAAGCUCUUCAGAAAACUGAGUCUGACCUGCUUUCCAUAGAAAGCAAGCUAAACCAGGAACGGGCUGAUCAUAAGAGAACGCAGGAAUCAUCAACUGCAGAGAUCAACAGGGUCAAGAGCCUCACAGAAGCCAUCAAAAAGAGCCAAGAGCAAGAGCAGGCUAGAAUGGAAGCGGCACAUGAAAGAGUCAUCAGAGACAUGGAGGCUCAGUACAAACAGGCUACGCAGCAGAUGCAAGUUCAAAUCCAGAAGUCGCAGCGUGAGGGUUCAGAGGCAGUCGAAAAAGCGAAACGACCAUUGCAAGAUGAGAUUACAACACUGAAACAAGCUAAGGAUGAACAGCAGCAGAAACUCAGCAAGGCGAACGAAGAGAAGAACAAGAAUUCAAAGGCCGUCCAGGAGUUACAGCAACUUGCUAAGCGAAGCAAAGAGGAACAUACCGAGGCACAAACGAUCAUAACUUCACUCAAGUCGGACCUGAGAAAAAAAGAUAACCAGAUUGAUGAUCUAAAGAAAGCCAAGGUACAGCUCGAAGCCUCAGUCGAAAAAGGAAAGAGCGAGAACGAUCAAUUACGUACAAGGUCACAAGACCAGAUAUGGGCAGUGAAAGAUGCGGAAGAGAAAAUACGGAAGGCCGAGCAGAUUGCAAAGGAUAAGGAGGAAGCCCGCAGCAAGGCACAGGGUGAACUCGAUGAUAUGCUCAUGGUUCUUGCUGACAUUGAAGAGAAGCGCACAAAAGACAAGGCUCGCUUAAAGGAAUUGGGAGAGCAGAUUUCGGACGAUGAGGACGAGGACGACGAUGAGGAGGAGGAAGAGGAAGACCCGAGUGAUGUUGACUAGGUUCAAACACCUAUUUAGACUCCAGCCCGGAAAUAUCACUUUACACACAGGAGAACAUGUUUCUGAUAGUCAAUCACAAUGUGUCAUACUGGAUAGGCAAAGCAUGGCUAGAAAAAACCAAACAGAAUAUGAUGCCAGUAGCUCAACAAUACACUGAUGGAGCAUGUUGCGCCGAGUCG
Pseudovirgaria hyperparasitica is the source of this 3225-nucleotide messenger RNA. RefSeq names its product intracellular protein transport protein. Gene Ontology annotation, biological process: vesicle fusion with Golgi apparatus; endoplasmic reticulum to Golgi vesicle-mediated transport; intracellular protein transport. NCBI's taxonomy places the organism in Eukaryota, Fungi, Ascomycota, Dothideomycetes, Acrospermales, Acrospermaceae. Bases 155 to 3046 code for a protein of 963 amino acids. The transcript has 5 exons. Gene Ontology annotation, cellular component: endoplasmic reticulum; ER to Golgi transport vesicle membrane; Golgi stack. The record is from RefSeq and is a predicted model, not a curated record.